Messenger RNA from Myotis lucifugus (little brown bat), 2916 nucleotides. RefSeq names its product calsyntenin 2 (gene CLSTN2). Gene Ontology annotation, cellular component: postsynaptic membrane; cell surface. NCBI's taxonomy places the organism in Eukaryota, Metazoa, Chordata, Mammalia, Chiroptera, Vespertilionidae. Gene Ontology annotation, molecular function: amyloid-beta binding; X11-like protein binding; kinesin binding. The transcript has 17 exons. The coding region runs from base 16 to 2877 and encodes 953 amino acids. Gene Ontology annotation, biological process: positive regulation of synaptic transmission; homophilic cell-cell adhesion; positive regulation of synapse assembly. The record is from RefSeq and is a predicted model, not a curated record.
UGGGCGGCGGCGAGGAUGCUGACGGGGAGGCUGUGCUGGGUGCCGCUCCUGCUGGCGCUGGGCGUGGGGAGCGACGGCGGCAGCGGUGGCGGCGGCAGCCGGCGGCGCCGCCUCCUCGCGGCUAAAGUCAACAAGCACAAGCCAUGGAUCGAGACAUCGUAUCAUGGAGUCAUUACUGAGAACAAUGACACAGUCAUUUUGGACCCACCGCUGGUAGCCCUGGACAAAGACGCCCCGGUUCCUUUCGCAGGGGAGAUUUGUGCGUUCAAGAUCCACGGCCAGGAGCUGCCCUUUGAGGCCGUGGUGCUCAACAAGACAUCGGGAGAGGGCCGGCUCCGUGCCAAGAGCCCCAUCGACUGUGAGCUGCAGAAGGAGUACACAUUCAUCAUCCAGGCCUACGACUGUGGCGCGGGGCCCCGGGAGACAGCCUGGAAGAAGUCACACAAGGCCGUGGUCCAUAUCCAGGUGAAGGACGUCAAUGAGUUUGCUCCCGCCUUCAAAGAGCCCGCCUACAAGGCUGUGGUGACCGAGGGCAAGAUCUACGACAGCAUCCUACAGGUGGAGGCCGUCGAUGAGGACUGCUCCCCCCAGUACAGCCAGAUCUGCAACUAUGAAAUUGUCACCACCGAUGUCCCUUUUGCCAUUGACAGAAAUGGCAACAUCAGGAACACCGAGAAGCUGAGCUAUGACAAGCAGCACCAGUACGAGAUCCUGGUGACCGCCUACGACUGUGGCCAGAAGCCUGCCGCUCAGGACACCCUGGUGCAGGUGGACGUGAAGCCAGUGUGCAAGCCUGGCUGGCAAGACUGGACCAAGAGGAUCGAGUACCAGCCUGGCUCGGGGAGCGUGCCCCUGUUCCCCAGCAUCCACCUGGAGACGUGCGAUGGGGCCGUGUCCUCCAUCCAGAUCACCACGGAGCUGCAGACCAAUUACAUUGGGAAGGGAUGUGACCGGGAGACCUACUCGGAGAAAUCCCUUCAGAAACUAUGUGGAGCCUCCUCUGGCAUCAUCGACCUCCUGCCGUCCCCCAGCGCUGCCUCGAACUGGACUGCGGGACUGCUGGUGGACAGCAGCGAGAUGAUCUUCAAGUUUGACGGCAGGCAGGGUGCCAAGGUCCCUGACGGGAUUGUGCCCAAGAACUUGACGGACCAGUUCACCAUCACCAUGUGGAUGAAACACGGCCCCAGCCCUGGCGUGAGAGCCGAGAAGGAAACCAUCCUCUGCAACUCAGACAAGACUGAAAUGAACCGGCACCACUACGCCCUGUACGUGCACAACUGCCGCCUGGUCUUCCUCCUGCGGAAGGACUUCGACCAGGCCGACACCUUCCGCCCGGCCGAGUUCCACUGGAAGCUGGACCAGAUUUGUGACAAAGAGUGGCAUUACUAUGUCAUCAAUGUGGAGUUUCCUGUGGUUACCUUAUACAUGGAUGGAGCAACGUAUGAACCAUACCUGGUGACCAACGAUUGGCCCAUUCAUCCAUCUCACAUAGCCAUGCAACUAACGGUCGGCGCAUGUUGGCAAGGAGGAGAAGUCACCAAACCGCGGUUUGCCCAGUUCUUCCACGGCAGCCUGGCUAGUCUCACCAUCCGCCCUGGAAAGAUGGAGAGUCAGAAGGUGAUUUCCUGCCUGCAGGCCUGCAAGGAAGGGCUGGAUAUCAAUUCCCUGGAGAGCCUCGGCCAAGGAAUAAAGUAUCACUUCAACCCCUCGCAGUCCGUCCUGGUGAUGGAAGGUGACGACAUCGGGAACAUCAACCGCGCCCUGCAGAAGGUCUCCUACAUCAACUCCAGGCAGUUCCCCACCGCGGGUGUGCGGCGCCUCAAAGUCUCAUCCAAAGUCCAGUGCUUUGGAGAGGACGUGUGCAUCAGCAUCCCCGACAUGGACGCCUACGUGAUGGUGCUGCAGGCCAUGGAGCCCCAGAUCACCCUCCACGGCACGGACCGCCUCUGGAGACCCGCCGCCCAAUUCCAAAGUGCCCGAGGCGUGACCCUCUUCCCUGACAUCAAGAUCGUGAGCACCUUCGCCAAAGCCGAGGCCCCAGGUGACUUGAAGCCCACAGCCCCCAAAUCAGCAGUCUUAGAAGAAAUGCUUCACAACUUAGAUUUCUGUGACAUUUUGGUGCUGGGAGGGGACUUGGACCCAAGACAGGAGUGCCUGGAGCUUAACCACAGUGAGCUCCACCAGCGCCACCUCGACGCCACCAACUCCACUGCAGGCUACUCCAUCUACGGUGUGGGCUCCAUGAGCCGCUAUGAGCAGGUGCUACGUCACAUCCGCUACCGCAACUGGCGUCCGGCUUCGCUCGAGUCCCGGCGGUUCAGGAUCAAAUGCUCAGAACUCAACGGGCGCUAUACCAGCAACGAGUUCAACUUGGAGGUCAGCCUCCUCCAUGAGGUCAGAGUCUCAGACAAUGAGCACGUCAACCACCUCAUCGUGCAGCCUCCCUUCCUCCAGUCCGUCCACCACCCCGAGGCCCAGACUAGCGUCCAGCGCAGUUCAGUGGUCCCGAGCAUUGCCACGGUGGUCGUCAUCAUCUCCGUGUGCAUGCUAGUGUUCGUGGUGGCCAUGGGCGUGCACCGGGUCCGGGUCGCCCACCAGCACUUCACCCAGGAGACCGAGGCUGCCAAGGAGGUCGAGAUGGACUGGGACGACUCUGCGCUCACUAUCACAGUCAACCCCAUGGAGAAACACGAAGCACCAGGACACAGGGAAGAUGAGACGGAGGAGGAAGUGGAAGAAGACAUCAGCUCCAGCAGCAGCGACUCAGAUGCCAGCGACGAGGAGGAGGUGGAGGGAGGGGUGGGCAGGGGCAGACAAGGGCAGAGCGGAGCCAGGCAAGCCCAGCUGGAGUGGGAUGACUCCACCCUCCCCUACUAGCGCCCCUCCUUCUGUGCCCGCCCACUGUCCCUUUUGUAA